UGUGCUGGCUUCUGGCUGCCUGCCUUUACCCCCUUCCAGAGGCUCAGGACUUCCAGAUGACCAUUGCUCCUCGGUCCCCCUCUCCCCUCUGGCUGGUUCUGUGUCACUUUCUAGCUGGCCCCCAGUCCCCCUCUCCCUUCUGGACAGUCUGGGUCUCCUCUGGGUAGUUCUGGGUCCCCCUGUCCCUCUGGCUGAUUCUAGGUCCCUUUCUGGGUGGCCCCAGGUCCCUUUGAGGUGGUCUUGGGUGCCCCCUGGGUGGUCCUGGGUCUCCUGGGCUCCUUCCUGCCUAGUAUCCUUCCAGGAUACUAGUCUGAGGAGGGGUCACCACCAGGUGGGGUCCCUACCCCACCCACGUCAUCGCUGCCCCUGCACCCCCACACCUGGCCACCCAGAGCCUCUGCCCUUUGCCUCCCGGGGCUGGGGGGUGAAACCAGAUCGCAGGCAGUGACACCCGGGCUAUUUUGGAGCUGGGCUGGGCUGGCUGGUGGUGGGGGCGGGCCCAGCCUUCUCCAGCUGACAGCGUCUGCCUGUCCUUUCGUCCCCGUCCAGUCUGAGGACCGGCCAGAGAGUGGGCUGCUGGGUGGGAGCCGUGUCAGUCCUGGGCCCGUGGAGGGAGGUGAGACCCAGCAGCCCCUGUUCCAUCUUCUGUGCCCUACGCCUGGGUGCUGCUCCCAGCCUCCCGUAGAGACAGGUCCCUCCUGCCGCCCCCACCCCCACCAUGGAUCACUCAUUCAGUGGGGCACCCCGAUUCCUGACCCGGCCCAAGGCCUUCAUGGUGUCGGUGGGCAAGGACGCCACGCUGAGCUGCCAGAUCGUGGGCAACCCCACGCCGCAGGUGAGCUGGGAGAAGGACCAGCAGCCCGUAGAGGCGGGUGCUCGCUUCCGCCUGGCCCAGGACGGCGACCUGUACCGUCUCACCAUCUUAGACCUGGCACUGGGCGACAGCGGACAGUACGUGUGCCGCGCACGCAACGCCAUCGGUGAGGCCUUCGCGGCUGUGGGCCUGCAGGUGGACGCUGAGGCCGCCUGCGCAGAGCAGGUGCCCCACUUUCUCCUGCGGCCCACGUCCAUCCGCGUGCGCGAGGGCGCCGAGGCCACGUUCCGCUGUCGCGUGCGCGGCUCGCCGCCUAUGGCCGUGAGCUGGGCCAAAGACGGGCGGCGCUUGGGCUCGCCUGACGCCCCCAGAGUGCGCGUGGAGGCCAGUGGCGAGGCGAGCGCGCUGUGCAUCCAGGCAACGCGGGCCUGGGACGGCGGCACCUACACGGUGCGCGCCGAGAACCCGCUGGGCGCUGCCAGUGCCGACGCGGCGCUCACCGUGGAGGCGGAUGCGGACGCGGCGGGCCCUCCCGGGGCCUCCACUGCUGCGCUUCUGGCGCACCUGAAGCGGCGGCGCGAGGCGAUACGCGCGGACGGCGCCCCGGCCUCGCCACCGGGUUCUGGCACGCGCACAUGCACCGUGACUGAAGGCAAGCACGCGCGCCUCAGCUGCUACGUGACGGGGGAGCCAAAGCCAGAGACCGUGUGGAAGAAGGAUGGGCAACUGGUGGUCGAGGGCCGGCGACACGUGGUGUACGAGGACGCCCAGGAGAACUUCGUGCUCAAGAUCCUCUUCUGUAAACAGUCGGACCGGGGCCUCUACACCUGCACGGCGUCCAACCUGGUGGGCCAGACUUACAGCUCCGUGCUGGUCGUCGUCCGAGAGCCCGCGGUGCCCUUCAGAAAGCGGCUGCAGGACCUGGAGGUGCGGGAGAAAGAGUCGGCCACGUUCCAGUGCGAGGUGGAGCUGCCGGCCACGGAGGCCGCGUGGUACAAGGAGGAGACGCGGCUGUGGGCCAGCGCCAAGUACGGCAUCGAGGAGGAGGGCACUGAGCGCCGGCUGACGGUGCGCAACGUCUCGGCCGACGACGACGCCGUCUACAUCUGCGAGACAGCGGAGGGCAGCCGCACGGUGGCGGAGCUCGCGGUGCAAGGCAACCUCAUCCGGAAGCUCCCGAGGAAGACCGCGGUGCGAGUGGGGGACACGGCCAUGUUCUGUGUGGAGCUGGCCCAGCCCGAGGAGUCCAUCCACUGGCUGAGGAACCAGGAGGAGGUGGUGGCCGGGGGUCGCGUGGCCAUCACCACAGAAGGCACGUGCCACACGCUGACCAUCUCCAAGUGCAGCCUGGAGGACAUGGGCGAGGUGACCUUCAUGGCUGGGGACUGCCGGACAACGACACAGUUCUUUGUGUCUGCCCCUAGGAAGCCGCCGCUGCACGCGCCUGAGGCCCCCAUGGUGAAAUCCAGGACAGAGUGCUCCGUGACCCUUGGCUGGUCCCCACCACCCCACGGGGACCGCCCUGUCCCCAUCGAUGGUUAUCUGGUGGAGAAGAAGCGGCUUGGCGCCCACACCUGGAGCCGGUGCCACGAGGCUGAGUGGGUGGGUGCGCAGGAGCUGACUGUGGCCAGCGUGUCUGAGGAGGGGGACUUCCAGUUCCGGGUGUCCGCUCUGAACAGCUUUGGCCACAGCCCCUACCUCGAGUUCCCAGGGACUGUGCACCUGACCCCCCAGCUUGCUGUGAGGACGCCCCUGAAGGCAGUGGAGGCUGUGGAGGGUGGUGAGGUGACCUUCUCCGUGGACCUCACUUUGGCCUUGGCGGGAGAGUGGUUCCUGGACGGGCAGGCCCUGAAGCCCAGCAGCAUGUACAUGAUCCGUCAGGACGGCACACGGCAUGCCCUCACCAUCCACUCAGUGUCCGCCAGCAUGCACGGUGCUGAGCUCAAGUUCGUGGCCAAUGGCAUUGAAAGCAGCAUCCGCAUGGAGGUCCGAGCGGCCCCAGGGAUGACCACUAGGCGUCCAGUCACAGCUGUGAGGGAAGUGCUGGCCCGGCUGCAUGAGGAGGCACAGCUGCUGGCUGAGCUGUCAGACCAGGCUGCAGCGGUGACAUGGCUGAAGGAUGGCCACGUGUUGCCACCAGGCCCCAAGUAUGAGGUGCAGGCCAUGGCCGGACAGCGGGCACUGCUGGUGCGGGAUGUGGUGCGAGAUGAUGCUGGCCUCUACGAGUGUGUCAGCCGUGGGGGCCGCAUCGCCUACCAGCUCCUGGUGCAAGGGCUCACUCCCUUUCUGCACAAGGACACUGCUGGCGGCUGUGUGGAUGCUGUGGCUGGAGGCCCAGCCCACUUCGAAUGCGAGACCUCAGAGGCCCAUGUGAGUGUGCACUGGUACAAGGAUGGAGUGGAGCUCAAGCGCUCCAGCCAGCGCUUCUUGCAGGAGGACGUGGGUUCACGGCACCGGCUGGUGGCAACCUCGGUCACCAGGCAGGAUGAGGGUACCUACUCGUGCCGUGUGGGCGAGGACUCCGUGGACUUCCAGUUGCGUGUCUCCGAGCCCUCUGCAGUGUUUGCCAAGGAGCAGCCAGCACGCAGUGAGGUGCUCUGCAAGGCAGGGGCCAGUGCCACCCUGAGCUGUGAGGUGGCCCAGGCCCAGACAGAGGUGACGUGGUACAAGGACGGGAAGAAGCUGAGUGCGAGCUCCAAUGUGCACAUGGAGGCCAAGGGCUGCAGCAGGCGGCUGGUGGUGCAGCAGGCGGGGAAGGCGGACGCCGGGGAGUACAGCUGCGAGGCCGGGGGCCAGAAGGUGUCCUUCCGCCUGGACGUCACAGAACCUGCAUUAGUGUUUGCCAAGGACCAGCCAGCAUUCAGGGAGGUGCAGGCCAAGGCAGGGUCCAGUGCCACCCUGAGCUGUGAGGUGGCCCAGGCCCAGACGGAGGUGACGUGGUACAAGGACGGGAAGAAGCUGAGUGCGAGCUCCAACGUGCACAUGGAGGCCAAGGACUGCAGCAGGCGGCUGGUGGUGCAGCAGGCAGGGAAGGUGGAUGCCGGGGAGUACAGCUGCGAGGCGGGGGGCCAGAAGGUGUCCUUCCACCUGGAUGUCACAGAGCCCUCCGUGGUGUUUGCCAAGGAGCAACCAGCAUGCAGUGAAGUGCAGGCCAAGGCAGGGGCCAGUGCCACCCUGAGCUGUGAGGUGGCCCAGGCCCAGACAGAGGUGACGUGGUACAAGGACGGGAAGAAGCUGAGUGCGAGCUCCAACGUGCAUGUGGAGGCCAAGGGCUGCAGCAGGCAGCUGGUGGUGCAGCAGGUGGGGAAGGCAGAUGCUGGGGAGUACAGCUGCGAGGCCAGGGGCCAGAAGGUGUCCUUCUGCCUGGACGUCACAGAGCCCUCUGUGGCGUUUGCCAAGGAGCAGCCAGCACGCAGUGAGGUGCAGACCAAGGCGGGGGCCAGUGCCACACUGAGCUGUGAGGUGGCCCGGGACAAGACGGAGGUGACAUGGUACAAGGACGGAAAGAAGCUGAAUGCGAGCUCCAAAAUAUGCAUGGAGGCUAAGGGUUGCAAGAGGCAGCUGGUGGUGCAACAGGCGGGGAAAGCAGAUGCUGGGGAGUACAUCUGUGAGGCUGGGGGCCAGAAGGUGUCCUUCCACCUGGAUGUUGCAGAGCCUCCAGCUGUGUUUGCCAAGGAGCAGCCAGCACGCAGUGAGGUGCAGGCCAAGGCGGGGGCCAGUGCCAUCCUGAGCUGUGAGGUGGCCCAGGCCCAGAUGGAGGUGACAUGGUACAAGGACGGGAAGAAGCUGAGUGCGAGCUCCAACGUGCACGUGGAGGCCAAGGGCUGCAGCAGGCGGCUGGUGGUGCAGCAGGCGGGGAAGGCGGACGCUGGGGAGUACAGCUGCGAGGCUGGGGGCCAGAAGGUGUCCUUCCGCCUGGAUGUCACAGAACCCUCUGUGGUGUUUGCCAAGGAGCAGCCAGCACGCAGUGAGGUGCAGGCCAAGGCGGGGUCCAGCGCCACCCUGAGCUGUGAGGUGGCCCAGGCCCAGACAGAGGUGACGUGGUACAAGGACGGGAAGAAGCUGAGUGCGAGCUCCAACGUGCACAUGGAGGCCAAGGGUCGCAACAGACGGCUGGUGGUGCAGCAGGCAGGGAAGAUGGACGCCGGGGAGUACAGCUGCGAGGCUGGGGGCCAGAAGGUGUCCUUCCGCUUGGACGUCACAGAACCUACACUGGUGUUUGCCAAGGACCAGCCAGCACACAAGGAGGUGCAGGCCAAGGCAGGGGCCAGUGCUACCCUGAGCUGUGAGGUGGCCCAGGCCCAGACGGAGGUGACGUGGUACAAGGACGGGAAGAAGCUGAGUGCGAGCUCCAACAUGCACAUGGAGGCCAAGGGCUGCAGCAGGCGGCUGGUGGUGAAGCAGGCGGGGAAGGCGGACACCGGGGAGUACAGCUGCGAGGCAGGGGGCCAGAAGGUGUUCUUCUGCCUGGACGUCACAGAGCCGGCUGCUGUGUUUGUCAAGGAUCAGCCAAUGAACAGUGAGGUACAGGCCAAGGCAGGGGCCAGUGCCACCCUGAGCUGUGAGGUGGCCCAGGCCCAGACAGAGGUGACGUGGUACAAGGAUGGGAAGAAGCUGAGUGUGAGCUCCAACGUGCACGUGGAGGCCAAGGGCUGCAGCAGGCGGCUGGUGGUGCAGCAGGUGGGGAAGGCAGAUGCUGGGGAGUACAGCUGCGAGGUCGGGGGCCAGAAGGUGUCCUUCCGCCUGGACGUCACAGAACCCUCUGUGGUGUUUGCCAAGGAGCAGCCAGCACGCAGUGAGGUGCAGGCCAAGGCGGGGUCCAGCGCCACCCUGAGCUGUGAGGUGGCCCAGGCCCAGACAGAGGUGACGUGGUACAAGGACGGGAAGAAGCUGAGUGCGAGCUCCAACGUGCACGUGGAGGCCAAGGGCUGCAGCAGGCGGCUGGUGGUGAAGCAGGCGGGGAAGGCGGACACCGGGGAGUACAGCUGCGAGGCAGGGGGCCAGAAGGUGUCUUUCCACCUGGAUGUCACAGAACCCUCUGUGGUGUUUGCCAAGGAGCAGCCAGCACGCAGUGAGGUGCUCUGCAAGGCGGGGUCCAGCGCCACCCUGAGCUGUGAGGUGGCCCAGGCCCAGACGGAGGUGACAUGGUACAAGGACGGGAAGAAGCUGAGUGCGAGCUCCAACGUGCACGUGGAGGCCAAGGGCUGCAGCAGGCGGCUGGUGGUGCAGCAGGCGGGGAAGGCGGACGCCGGGGAGUACAGCUGCGAGGUCGGGGGCCAGAAGGUGUCCUUCCGCCUGGAUGUCACAGAGCUGGAGCCCGAGUCCCCCGCCCUGGAGAGACCUGGCCACAGGGAGCCUCUGGUGGUCAGGGAGCAUGAGGACAUUGUCCUGACAGCCAAGCUGGCCACACCCUCUGUGGCCACGGUGACGUGGCUCAAGGACGGUGUGGAGAUUCGCCGAAGCAAGCGGCACGAAACAGCCAGCCUGGGGGACACCCACACCCUGACCAUCCACGGGGCCCAGACCCUGGACAGUGCAGUCUACAGCUGCCGUGUGGGCACGACAGGGCAGGACUUCCCUGUGCAGGUGGAAGAGGUGGCCACCAAGUUCUGCCAACCCCUGGAGCCUGUGAGCGGGGAGCUGGGGGGCACGGUGACGCUGGUGUGCGAGCUGAACCCGCCCCAGGCCGAGGUCGUGUGGCGCUGCGGGAGCACACAGCUCCGGGCUGGGAAGCGCUUCCAGAUUGAAGCCACAGGGCCCCGGCGCUGCCUCACGGUGUCAGGCCUGCGGCUGGAGGAUGCGGGGGAGUACACGUGUGAGACUCGCAACGACCGCACCAGCGCGCAGCUCACCGUCAAUGCCCCCCGCACGGUCAAGUUCACAUCAGAGUUGAGGGCGGUGGUGGCCGAGGAAGGUGGAGAGGCCACCUUCCAGUGCGUGGUGUCCCCGGGCGACUCGGCAGUCACGUGGUUCCGGGACGGCGCCUUGCUGAAGCCCAGCCAGAAGUUUCUCAUCUCCCAAAGUAGCUCCAGCCACAGCCUGACCAUCUCUGGCCUGACCCUGGAGGACGCUGGUCAGAUCACUGCAGAGGCUGAGGGUAUCCAGUCCUCAGCUGCUCUCCGGGUUCGAGAGGCUCCGGUGCUAUUCAGAAAGAAGCUGGAACCCCAGACGGUGGAAGAGCGGAGCUCAGUGACCAUGGAGGUGGAGCUGACGCGGCCGUGGCCCGAUGUCAAGUGGACACGGAAUGCAGCCGCCCUGGCGCCAGGCAAGAACGUGGAGAUCCACGCGGAAAGCACCAGUCACCGCUUGGUUCUGCACUGUGUGGGUUUCGCUGACCGUGGCUUCUAUGGGUGCGAGACUCCAGACGACAAGACGCAGGCCAAGCUCACCGUGGAAAUGCGCCGGGUCCAGCUCGUGCGGGGCCUACAGGCGGUGGAGGUGUCCGAGCUGGGCACAGUCAGCAUGGAGGUGGAGCUGUCCCACGCUGACGUGGAGGGCAGCUGGACGCGGGAUGGCCUGCGGCUACAGCCAGGGCCGACGUGCCAGCUGGCCGUACAUGGCCCCAUCCACACGCUCACGCUGUUGGACCUGCGGCCACGGGAUGGCGGCCUCGUCACCUUCAAAGCUGAGGGGGUGCACACGUCCGCGCGGCUCAUGGUAACCGAGCUGCCUGUGAGGUUCAGCCGCCCCCUGAAGGACAUGGUGGUCACAGAGAAGGACAAGGUGACCCUGGAGUGUGAGCUGUCACGCCCCAAUGUGGAUGUGCGCUGGCUGAAGGACGGUGUGGAGCUGCGGGUGGGCAAGACAGUGGGCAUGGUGGCCCAGGGUGCCUGUCGGAGUCUCAUCAUUUACCGGUGUGAGCUCGGGGACCAGGGCGUGUACGUGUGUGACGCCCACGACGCUCAGAGCUCAGCCUCCCUGAAGGUGCAAGGUCGCAAGGUCCAUAUCGUGAGGCCCCUGGAGGACGUGGAGGUGAUGGAGAAGGAGGGUGCCACGUUCUCCUGUGAGGUCUCACUCGACGAGGUGCCGGCCCAGUGGUUCUGGGAGGGCACUAAGCUUCGGCCCAGUGACAACGUGCGCACCCGCCAGGAAGGAAGGAAAUACACUCUCAUCUUCCGGAAGGUCCUGGCAGAAGAUGCCGGGGAGAUCAAAUUUGUCGCAGAAAAUGCAGAAUCACGAGCACAGCUCCGAGUGAAAGAGCUGCCAGUGGCCAUCCUACGGCCGUUGCGGGACAAGAUAGCCAUGGAGAAGCACCGCGGCGUGCUGGAGUGCCAGCUGUCUCGGGCCAGUGCGCAGGUACAGUGGUUCAAGGGCAGCGUGGAACUACAGCCCGGGCCCAAGUACGAGAUGGUCAGUGACGGCCUCUACCGGAAGCUAAUCAUCAAGGAUGUGCAUCCCGAGGAUGAGGACAUGUACACCUGCAACGCUGGAGACGUUAAGACCAGCGCCCAGUUCUUCGUGGAAGAGCAAUCCAUCACCAUCGUGCGCGGUCUACAGGACGUGACCGUGAUGGAGCCUGCCCCCGCCUGGUUCGAGUGCGAGACCUCCAUUCCGUCGGUGCGGCCGCCCAAGUGGCUCCUGGGAAAGACGAUGCUGCAGGCGGGGGCGAACGUGAGCAUGGAGCAGGAGGGCACGGUGCAUCGCCUGACUCUGCGGCGCACCUGCUCCACCAUGACCGGGCCUGUGCACUUCACCAUCGGCAAGUCGCGCUCCACUGCACGCCUGGUGGUCUCAGACAUCCCGAUGGUGCUCACGCGGCCGCUGGAGCCCAAGGCGGGGCGCGAGCAGCAGUCGGUGGUCCUGUCCUGCGACUUCAAGCCGCCCCCCAAGGCCGUGCAGUGGUACAAGGAAGACACUCCCCUGGCACCCUCUGAGAAGUUCAAGAUGAGCCUGGAGGGCCACAUGGCGGAGCUGCGAAUCCUCCGCCUCACACCCGCGGACGCCGGCAUCUACCGGUGCCAAGCCGGCAGCGCCCAGAGCAGCACGGAGGUCACCGUGGAAGCGCGCGAGGUGACCGUGACACAGCCAUUGCAGGACAUAGAAGUCACGGAGGAGAGCCGAGCCUCUUUCUUCUGUGAGCUGUCCCAUGAGGACGAGGAGCUGGAGUGGUCACUCAACGGCACGCCUCUGUACAACGACAGCUUCCAUGAGAUCACCCACGAGGGCCAGCGCCACACGCUGGUGCUGAAGCGGGUUCGGCGGGCGGAUGCGGGCACCGUGCGCGCCUCCUCCCCCAAGGUGUCGGCCACUGCCCGCCUGGAGGUCAAAGCAAAGCCAGUGGUGUUCCUGAAGGCUCUCGAUGAUGUGUCCGCGGAGGAGCGGGGCACACUGGCCCUGCAGUGCGAGGUCUCGGACCCCCAGGCCCGCGUGGUGUGGCGGAAAGACAGCGUGGAACUGGGCCCCAGCGACAAGUACGACUUCUUGCACACGGCGGGCACGCGUGGGCUUGUGGUGCAUGACCUGAGUCGGGACGACACCGGCCUCUACACUUGCAGCGUGGGCUCCGAGGAGACCCGCGCCAGAGUCAGUGUGCACGACUUACACGUGGGCAUCACCAAGAGGCUGAAGAUGGUGGAGGUGCUGGAGGGCCAGAGCUGCACGUUCGAGUGUGUUCUGUCCCACGAGAACACCGGCGACGUGGCCACGUGGACUGUAGGUGGGAAGACAGUGGGUGGCUCGGGCCGCUUCCGGGCCAGCCGCCAGGGCCGCAAGUACACCCUGGCUAUCCAAGAUGCUGCUCCUAGUGACGCUGGGGAGGUGAUGUUCUCCAUACUGGACCUCACCUCCAAGGCCUCCCUCAUCGUCCGAGAGAGGCCCACGGACAUCGUGAAGCCCCUGGAAGACCAGCAGGCUGCUCCGGGAGAGGAUGUGGUGCUGAGCUGUGAGCUGUCCCGGGCCGGCACCCCAGUGCGCUGGCUGAGGGACGGGAAGGCCAUUCGCAAGAGUCAGAAGUAUGACCUCGUCGUGGAUGGCCCUCGGGCCAUGCUGGUGGUCCAUGCUGUCUCGCCCAAGGAUUCCGGCGAGUACACGUGUGAGACAGAGGCUUCCAAGAGCACAGCGAGCCUCCGUGUGGAAGAAAAGGCAAACUGGUUCACGGAGGAGCUGGCUGAUCUGCAGGGGACGGAGAAGGGCACGGCCGUGUUUGUGUGCAGGACUGAGCGGCCUGCCGCUGUGGUGAUCUGGCGUAAGGGGCUUACGGAGCUGCCUGCCUCAGGGAAGCACACACCCAGCCAGGAUGGCCUGACCCUGAAGCUGACCAUCAGUGCCCUGACCAAGGCAGACAGUGACACCUACACCUGCGACAUUGGCCAGGCCUGCUCCCAGGCCCGGCUCCUGGUGCAGGGCCAGAGGGUGCUCAUCACAGAGGACCUGGAGGAUGUGGAGGUACGCGAGGGCUCGUCAGCCACCUUCUCCUGCCGCAUCUCCCCCCCCGACUAUGGGCCUGUGCAGUGGUUCCUGGAUCAGACGCCCCUGCACCCCAAUGAGCUCAAUGAGAUCCAGGCUCAGCCCGGCGGGUACCAUGUGCUCACCCUUCGGCAGCUGGCUCUCAAGGACUCAGGCACCAUCCACUUUGAGGCGGGGGACCAGCGGGCCUCAGCCACACUGCAGGUCACAGAAAAGCUGAGUGUGUUCUCCCGUGAGCUCACAGACGCUACUGUCACGGAGGGGGAGGACCUGACCCUGAUCUGUGACACCACCACCUCGGACAGCCCCGUGUCCUGGACCAAGGACGGGAAGGCUCUGCGGCCAUCGGCUCGCUGCCAGCUGAGCCAGGAGGGCCACCGGGCACAGCUGGUCAUUACUGGAGCCACCCUGCAGGAUGGUGGGCGCUACAAGUGUGAGUCUGGGGGAUCCUGGACCAGCUCCAUUGUCAGGGUCCACGCACGGCCAGCACGUUUCCGUGAGGGGCUGAAGGACCUGGAGGUGCUGGAGGGCGGGGCUGCCACUCUGCGCUGCAAGCUGUCGUCUGUGGUCGCACCCGUGGAGUGGCGCCGUGGAGAGGAGGUUCUGCGGCCUGGGCCUAAGUACAGUUUGCAUCAGGAGGGCACAGUGCUUGAGCUGGUGGUCCGGGACCUGCGGCCCCAGGACAGCGGACCAUACUCCUGCUGUUUCGGGGACCAAAGGACCAUGGCCACACUCACUGUGAAGGCCUCACCUGCUGAGUUCAUAGGGAGAAUGAGAAGCAAGGAGGCCACGGAAGGGGCCACGGCCACAUUGCGCUGUGAGCUGAGCAAGGAGGCCCCCGUGGAGUGGAAGAAGGGGUCCGAGACCCUCAGAGCUGGGGACAGAGUCAGCCUGAGGCAGGAUGGGACCACGUGUGAGCUGGAGAUCCGUGGCCUGGCCGUGGCAGAUGCCGGGGAGUACUCGUGUGUGUGCGGGCAGGAGAAGACAUCAGCCACGCUGACCGUCAGGGCCCUGCCUGCUGAAUUCAUAGGGAGACUGAGAAGCAAGGAGGCCACGGAAGGGGCCACGGCCACGCUGCGCUGUGAGCUGAGCAAGGCAGCCCCCGUGGAGUGGAGGAAGGGGUCCGAGACCCUCAGAGCUGGGGACAGAGUCAGUCUGAGGCAGGAUGGGACCAUGUGUGAGCUAGAGAUCCGUGACCUGGCCGUGGCAGAUGCCGGGGAGUACUUGUGUGUAUGCGGACAGGAGAGGACAUCGGCCACGCUGACCAUCAAAGCCCUUCCUGCCAAGUUCACAAAAAGUCUCAAGGCUGAGGAGGCCACGGAAGGGGCCACGGCCAUGCUGCACUGUGAGCUGAGCAAGGCAGCCCCCGUGGAGUGGAGGAAGGGGUCCGAGACCCUCAGAGCUGGGGACAGAGUCAGCCUGAGGCAGGAUGGGACCACGUGUGAGCUGGAGAUCUGUGGCCUGGCCGUGGCAGAUGCUGGGGAGUACUCGUGUGUGUGUGGGCAGGAGAAGACAUCAGCCACGCUGACCAUCAGGGCCCUGCCUGCCAAGUUCACCAAGGGCCUGAGGAAGGAAGAGGCCACAGAAGGGGCCACGGCCACGCUGCGCUGUGAGCUAAACAAGGAGGCCCCCGUGGAGUGGAAGAAGGGGUCUGAGACCCUCAGAUCUGGAGACAGAGUCAGCCUGAGGCAGGAUGGGACCACGUGUGAGCUGGAGAUCCGUGGCCUGGCCGUGGCAGAUGCCGGCGAGUACUUAUGUGUGUGCGGGCAGGAGAAGACAUCAGCCACACUGACCGUCAGGGCCCUGCCCGCCAAGUUCACCAAGGGCCUGAGGAAGGAAGAAGCCACGGAAGGGGCCAUGGCCACGCUGCGCUGUGAGCUGAACAAGGAGGCCCCCGUGGAGUGGAAGAAGGGAUCUGAAACCCUCAGAGCUGGGGACAGAGUCAGCCUGAGGCAGGAUGGGACCACGUGUGAGCUGGAGAUCCAUGGCCUGGCCGUGGCAGAUGCCGGGGAGUACUCGUGUGUGUGCGGGAAGGAGAGGACAUCAGCCAUGCUGACUGUCAGGGCGCUGCCUGCUCAGUUCAUCCAAGAUCUGAAGAUCAAGGAGGCCUCAGAAGGAGCCACAGCCACACUGCACUGUGAGCUGAGCAAGGAGGCCCCCGUGGAGUGGAAAAAGGGGUCCGAGACCCUCAGAGCUGGGGACAGAGUCAGCCUGAGGCAGGAUGGGACCACGUGUGAGCUGGAGAUCCGUGGCCUGGCUGUGGCAGAUGCCGGGGAGUACUCGUGUGUGUGUGGGCAGGAGAAGACAUCAGCCACGCUGACCGUCAGGGCCCUGCCCGCCAAGUUCACCAAGGGCCUGAGGAAGGAAGAAGCCACGGAAGGGGCCACGGCCACGCUGCGCUGUGAGCUGAGCAAGGAGGCCCCCGUGGAGUGGAAGAAGGGAUCUGAGACUCUCAGAGCUGGGGACAGAGUCAGCCUGAGGCAGGAUGGGACCACAUGUGAGCUGGAGAUCUGUGGCCUGGCCGUGUCAGAUGCUGGGGAGUACUCGUGUGUGUGCGGGCAGGAGAAGACAUCAGCCACUCUGACUAUCAGGGCCCCACAGGUGGUAUUCAGGGAGCCCCUGCAGAGCCUGCAGGCUGAGGAGGGGGCCUCGGUCACCCUACGGUGUGAGCUGUCCCAGCCCAACGCCACCGUGGUCUGGAGCAAGGGCGGCCUGGAGGUGCAGGCUGACGGGCGCAGGGAGCCUCGGCAGCGGGGCCCCACGGUGGAGCUUGUACUGAGGGACCUGCGCCGGGAGGAUGCGGGCGAAUACGCAUGUGCCUGUGGACCCCAGGCCACCAGUGCCACCCUCAUUGUUACAGCUGCACCUGUGCGGUUCCUGCGGGAGUUGCAGGCCCAGGAGGUGGACGAGGGCGCCACGGCGCGCCUGCGCUGCGAGCUGAGCCGAGAGGACGCCAGCGUGGAGUGGCGCAAAGGGUCCCUGCAGCUCUUCCCGUGCGCCAAAUACCAGAUGGUGCAGGAGGGCAGGACUGCUGAGCUGCUGGUGCGGGGCGUGGAGCCUGAGGACUCCGGCCACUACACCUGCAACGCGGGCGACUCGCAGAGCACUGCUAGCCUCUCCAUCCGAGCCCCUAGGCCUAUAUUCCAGGAGGAGCUGCAGAGCACGGAGCAGGAGGCCGGCAGUGUGGCCUGGCUGCGCUGUGAGCUGAGUGGGACAGAGACCGGUGUCCCCGUGCAGUGGCUCAAGGAGGGUGUGGAGCUGCACGGGGGCCCCAAAUAUGAGAUAAGGCGCCUGGGGACCACAUGUGAGCUGCUGAUCCACGGGCUGGAGGCCAAGGACACGGGCGAGUAUGUCUGCGUGGCUGGCGGCCGGAAAACCGUGGCCUCUGUCAGGGUCAGAGAGCCGGAGGUGACCAUUGUGCGGGGGCUGGAGGAUGCCGAGGUGCAGGUGGAUGGGGACGUGGAGUUCACUUGUGAGGUGUCACGGGAUGGAGUCACCAAUGUGGAGUGGCGUCUCCAGGGCCUGCCGCUGCAGAACAAUGAGGUGACGGAAGUGUCCGUGCGGGGAGGCCGCACCCACACUCUCCGGCUGACGGGCGUGACCCCCGAGGAUGCAGGCACCAUCUCUUUCCACGUGGGCGUCCACACGUCCUCUGCCCAGCUCACUGUCCGAGUCCCUGAGGUGACCAUUCUGGAGCCCCUGCAGGACCUGCAGCUCAGCGAGGGCCAGGACGCCCAUUUCAGGUGCCAGCUGUCCAGAGCCUCUGGCCAGGAGGCCCGCUGGGCCCUGGGAGGGGUACCGCUGCAGGCCAAUGAGAUGAAUGACAUCACUGUAGAAGAUGGCACACUCCAUCUCCUCACCCUGCACAAGGUGACCCUAGAGGAUGCUGGAACCAUCAGCUUCCAAGUGGGCUCAUGUAGCUCGGAGGCCCAGUUAAAGGUCACAGAGGCGGCCCCAUGCCUGGUACGUGGCUUGCAGAAUGUGGACGUCUUUGCGGGGGAGGUGGCCACGUUCUCCUGUGAGGUGUCCAGCGCCGGUGGGCCGGAGGCCCGCUGGUGGCUGGAUGGCACCCUACUGCAGGACAGCCCCCAGAGCGCCAUCUCCGUGCGUGACGGGACCUUCCACUCCCUCACGCUCUCGGGCCUGGGGGUUGCCGACUCAGGCACCAUCACCUACCGUGCAGGGCCCCUGGUCUCCACGGCCAAGCUGUUGGUCAAAGAUCCCACGGUGGAGGUGGUCAGUGCCAUGCAGGACCUGGUGGUGGAGGAGGGCGGCUCGGCAGAGCUCCUCUGCCAGUACUCGCGGCCCGUGCAGGCCACGUGGAAGAUGGACGAACAGGAGGUGUGCGCUGACGGGCGCCGUGUCUUCAUAGAGCAGGACUGGACCGUGGCCAGGCUGUCCUUCAGGCCAGCCUUGCCUUGCGACAGUGGCAUCUAUUCUUGUGAGGCUGCGGGCACCCGCGUGGCAGCCCUGCUCCAUGUGCAAGCCAAGAACACAGUGCUGCGUGGCCUAGAGAACGUGGACGCGCUGGAAGGUGGCGAGGCGCUGUUUGAGUGCCAGCUGUCGCGCCCCGAGGUGGCUGCCCACAGCUGGCUGCUGGACGAUGAGCCCGUGCACACGUCGGAGAACGCAGAGGUGGUCUACUUCGACAAUGGACUGCGUCACCUGCUGCUGCUCAAGAACCUGCGUCCGCAGGAUAGCUGCCGGGUCACCUUUCUGGCGGGGGAUGUGGUGACGUCCGCGUUCCUCACGGUCAGAGGCUGGCGCCUGGACAUACUGGAGCCGCCGCAAGACGCCACGGUGCGAGCCGGGGUGCAAGCCCGCUUCAGCUGCAUGCUCAGCGAGGCGGUGCCGGUGGGCGAGGCGACCUGGUACAUCAAUGGGACUGCUGUGCAGCCCGACGACCCUGACUGGAUGGUCACCGCGGAUGGCAGCCACCAUGCCUUGUUGCUGCGCAGUGCCCAGAUGCACCAUGCUGGCGAAGUCACCUUUGCUGCCCGCGAUGCCGUGGCCUCCGCACGGCUCACGGUGCUGGGCAUCCCGGAUCCCCCAGAGGACGCCGAGGUGGUGGCUAGGAGCAGCCACUCCGUGACGCUGUCAUGGGUGGCACCCGCAAGCGACGGUGGCGGCGGUCUCUGUGGCUAUCGUGUGGAGAUGAAGGCGGCCGCCACGGGCGAGUGGCGCCUGUGCCAUGAACUGGUGCCUGGGCCUGAGUGCGUGGUGGAUGACCUGGCUCCCGGGGAGACCUACCGCUUCCGAGUGGCGGCUGUGGGCCCAGCGGGGGCUGGGGAGCCCGUGCACCUGCCGCAGACAGUGAGACUGGAGCCCCAGGAGCCUGAACCUGCGCCGCCAGCUCCCGUGCUGGGGGCUCCCGCGUGCCCCGCUCCUGCGCCCCCGGCUCCCACGCACCCCGCUCCUGAGAGCCGGCAGGUGGUUGCAGGCAAGGACGUGUGUUUGGAGUGCGAGGUCACUGAGGCGGGUGAGGUCGUCUGGCUGAAGGGGUCGGAGCUCAUCCAGCCCAGCGGGCGCUUCCAAGUUCUCUGCCGGGGUCAGCAGCAGACGCUGGUCAUCCGGGGAUUCUCGGCGGAGGACCAGGGCGAGUACCGCUGCUGCCGCACCCAGGACCCCACCUCCCCUGCAGCUGCCACUUUCCAGGUGGUGCUGACCCCCGGGUCUGGGGAUGAGACCCCUGCACAGCCCAGCCUCCCCCCUGAGGCAGCCCAGGAGGGCGACCUGCACCUGCUGUGGGAGGCCCUGGCCCGGAAGCGCCGCAUGAGCCGUGAGCCCACGCUAGACUCCAUCAGUGAACUGCCUGAGGAGGAUGGUCGCCUGCAGCAUCUGCGACAGGAGGCAGAGGAAGCAGCCCCUGACCUCUCAGAGGACUACUCCACAGCAGACGAGCUGGCACGAACUGGCGAGGCUGACCUCUCACAUACCAGCUCUGAUGAUGAGUCCCGGGCAGGCACUCCUUCCCUGGUUACCUAUCUCAAGAAGGCUGGGAGGCCCAGCACCUCACCACUGGUCAGCAAGGCUGGGGUCCCCACAGUCCUACCUGGGAAGCCACAGAAGCAUCAGGACCAGCCAACAGCCACUCACCCACCACCGGGAGACCUGAGUGCUGAGGACCUGAGUGACCCAUCCAUGGACAAAGCAGCCGUGAAGAUCCAGGCUGCCUUCAAGGGCUACAAGGUCCGCAAGGAGAUGAAGCAGCAGGAGGGACCUGUGUUCUCCCGCACGUUCAGGGACACUGAGGCACAGGUGGGGGAUGUCCUGCGUCUGGAGUGUGUGGUGUCCAGCAAGGCGGAUGUGCGUGCCCGCUGGCUGAAGGAUGGCAUGGAGCUGGUGGACGGUCGGCACCACCACAUCGACCAGCUUAGCGAUGGCACCUGCUCCCUGCUGGUCACGGGCCUGGGCCUGGCGGACGCCGGCUGCUACACCUGUCAGGUGAGCAGCAAGUUUGGCCGCGUGGCCCACAGCGCUUGUGUGGUGGUCAGCGGGACUGAGAGCGAGGCAGAGAGCUCCUCGGGGGGUGAGCUGGACGACGCCUUCCGCCGGGCAGCCCGGCGGCUGCACCGGCUCUUCCGCACCAAGAGCCCGGCUGAGGUCUCAGAUGAAGAGAUCUUCCUCAGUGCGGAUGAGGGAUCCGCAGAGCCCGAGGAGCCUGCAGACUGGCAGAUGUACCGCGAAGACCAGCACUUUGUCCACAUCCGCUUCGAGUCGCUGGACGAGGCCCACCGUGCGGCCACCUGCUUCCGGGAGAUGUUCGGCACCAUGGGCAUCUCAGUGGACAUCUGCCUGUCGGAGCAGGGGCCCAGGGGCGUGGAGAUGCGCAUCAGCAAGCUGGCUCCACCCCCGGCUGCAACGCAGGCGAUGGCGCCUUGCCCACUGACUGCGGAGGAGGCCGCCCCGGUGUUCCUGACUGAACUGCAGAACCAGGAGGUGCUGGACGGGUACCCCGUGAGCUUCGACUGCGUGGUGACCGGCCAGCCCGUGCCCACUGUAUGCUGGUUCAAGGAUGGCCGGAUGCUGGAGGAGGACGACCACUAUAUGAUCAGCGAAGACCAGCAGGGCGGUCACCAGCUCAUCAUCACAGCUGUAGUGCCUGCAGACAUGGGCGUAUACCGCUGCAUGGCUGAGAACAGCGUGGGCGUGUCUUCCACCAAGGCCGAGCUCCGCGUGGACCUGACCAGCACAGACUAUGAAACUGCUGCUGAUGCCACGGAGACCUCCUCCUACUUCAGCGCCCAGGGCUACCUGUCCAGCCGGGAGCAAGAGGGCAUGGAAUCAACCUCAGAGGAGGGCCAGCUGCCCCAGGUGGUGGAGGAGCUGAAGGACCUCCAGGUGGCCCCCGGCACACGCCUGGCCAAGUUCCAGCUCAAGGUGAAAGGCUACCCAGCACCCCGACUGUACUGGUUCAAAGACGGGCAGCUCCUGACGGCUUCUGAGCACAUCCACAUGGCGGACAGGAAGACGCUUCACACCCUGGAGGUCGUGUCGGUCACCCGUGAGGAUGCUGGCCAGUACUCGGCCUACAUCAGCAACAAUGUGGGCGCGGCCUACUCAUCUGCACGGCUGCUGGUCCGAGGCCCCAAAGAUCCCGAAGAGAAGCCUGCAUUGGAUGUGGGCCAACAGCUGGUGCCACCCCGGUUCCUGGAAAGAUUCACCUCCAAGAAAGUAAAGAAAGGUUCCAGCAUCACCUUCUCAGUGAAGGUGGAAGGCUCUCCUGCCCCCACGGUGCAUUGGCUGCGGGAAGAGGCAGAGCGGGGCGUGCUGUGGAUCGGCAGGGACUCACCGGGCUACACAGUGGCCAGCUCGGCCCAGCAGCACAGUCUGGUCCUGCUGGACGUGGGCAGACAGCACCAGGGCACCUACACCUGCAUUGCCACCAAUGCCGCGGGCCAGGCCCUCUGCUCCGCCAGCCUGCACAUCUCCGGCUUGCCCAAGGAGGCGGGUGCCGCGGAGGAGCACGCUGGAGUGAAGGAGGCCCUCAUCUCCACCUUCCUGCAGGGGGCCCAAGCCGUGUCUGCACAGAUGACUGAGACCGCGGGGUUUGCCGCUGAUAUCGUUGGGCAGAGGACAGCAGAGCCCGCGGUGGUGGAAGCCCAUGGCCACCUGUCCCUGGCUGAGGUGGGCACAGAAGAGUUCCUGCAGAAGCUCACGUCCCAGAUCACUGAGAUCGUGUCGGCCAAGAUCACGCAGGGUGAGGCCAAGCUGCAGGUGCCUGGAGGGGACAGUGAUGAGGAAUCCAAGACACCAUCCGCAUCCCCCCGGCACGGCCGUUCCCGCCCCUCCUCCAGUGUCCAGGAGUCGUCCUCAGAGUCGGAGGACGGGGACUCCCGAGGCGAGAUCUUCGAUAUCUAUGUGGUCACGGCUGACUACCUGCCCCUGGGGGCCGAGCCGGAUGCCAUCUCCCUGCGGGAGGGCCAGUACGUGGAGGUGCUGGACUCGGCCCACCCCCUGCGCUGGCUUGUGCGCACCAAGCCCACCAAGUCCAGCCCCUCACGGCAAGGCUGGGUGUCCCCUGCCUACCUAGACAAGCGGCUCAAGCUGUCGCCCGAGUGGGGGCCCAGUGAGGCCCCCGAGUUCCCAGGGGAGGCCGUGUCUGAAGAUGAAUACAAGAUGAGGCUGAGCUCUAUCAUCCAGGAGCUGCUGAGCUCUGAGCAGGCCUUUGUGGGCAAGCUGCAGUUCCUGCAGAAGCACCACAUCCAGCACCUGGACCGCUGCCCGCACGUGCCCACGGCCGUGGCCAGCCAGAAAGCAGUCAUCUUCCGCAACGUGCAGGACAUCAGCCACUUCCACAGCAGCUUCCAGCGGGAGCUGCAGAGCUGUGACACCGAUGACGACGUGGCCAUGUGCUUCAUCAAGAACCAGGCAGCCUUUGAGAAGUACCUGGAGUUCCUGGUGGGCCGUGUGCAGGCUGAGUCAGCAGUGGUGGGCACGGCUGUGCAGGAGUUCUACAAGAAGUACACAGAGGAGGUGCUGUCGGCUGCAGACCCGUCGCAGCCGCCCCCGCCGCCCCUGCAGCACUUCCUGGAGCAGCCCGUGGAGCGGGUCCAGCAGUACCAGGCCCUGCUCAAGGAGCUGAUCCGCAACAAGGCGAGGAACGGGCAGAACUGUGCGCUUCUGGAGCAGGCCUACGCGGUGGUGUCCGCCCUGCCGCAGCGUGCGGAGAACCAGCUGCACGUGUCGCUCAUGGAGAACUACCCAGGCACCCUGGAGGCACUGGGCGAGCCCAUUCGCCAGGGCCACUUCAUUGUAUGGGAGGGGGCACCGGGCGCGCGGAUGCCCUGGAAGGGCCAUCACCGCCACGUCUUCCUGUUCCGCCACCACCUGGUGGUCUGCAAGCCCAGAAGGGAUUCCCGCACCGACACUUUCAGCUACGUCUUCCGGAACAUGAUGAAGCUGAGCAGCAUCGACCUGAAUGACCAGGUGGAGGGUGACGACCGUGCCUUCGAGAUCUGGCAUGAGCGGGAGGACUCGGUGCGCAAGUACCUGCUGCAGGCGCGCACGGUCAUCACCAAGAACUCGUGGGUGAAGGAGAUCUGUGGCAUCCAGCAGCGCCUGGCCCUGCCCGUGUGGCACCCCCCAGAUUUCGAGGAGGAGCUGGCGGACUGCACAGCAGAGCUUGGUGAGACAGUGAAGCUGGCCUGCCGUGUGACGGGCACCCCCAAGCCUAUCGUCAGCUGGUACAAAGAUGGGAAGCCAGUGGAGGUGGAUCCACACCACAUCCUCAUCGAAGACCCUGACGGCUCCUGUGCCCUUAUCCUGGACAACCUGACCGGCAUGGAUUCGGGCCAGUACAUGUGCUUUGCAGCCAGCGCUGCUGGCAAUGCUAGCACACUGGGCAAAAUCCUGGUGCAAGUACCCCCAAGGUUCGUGAAGAAGGUCCAGGCCAUUCCUUUUGUGGAGGGAGAGGACGUGCAGGUCACCUGCACCAUGGAAGGCGCCCCACACCCUCAGAUCAGGUGGUUCAAAGAUGGGGCCCUGCUGACUCCCAGCAGCAAGUACCGAACCCUGAGUGAGCCCCGAAGUGGUCUGCUGGUGCUGGAGAUCCUGGCAGCUAGCAAGGAUGACCUGGGCCAUUACGAGUGCGAGUUGGUGAACCGGCUGGGCUCUGCGAGGGGCGGGGUAGAGCUGUGCAUGCAGAGCCCUGCUGUGCGGGCCCGAGAGCAGCUUCGAAGGGAGCAGCUUGCCACUGUGGAAGAUGCUGCAGUCCCUCCCCCAGUUGCCCUGGAACCAGCAGACCGGGAAGUCACAGUGUGCCCUGAGUCUCCAGGACCCUCCACAGGGGACCAUGCUGGCCCCAGCCCUGGCCGUGGGGGGCCACCCAAACUCCAGAAGGCUGGCCCCCAACCCCCAGGCACAGAUGCUGCAGCUGCAUCUGAUGAGGCCCAGUGGCCUCAGGCUGAUUGGCAAGUGCCACCUGCUCUCAGAGUCCCGCCUGUGCUGGCCCCAGCCUCAGCCACCCCAGUUGAGCCCCAGAAGGUGCCACAGCCUCUCCCCGAGCAGGGCCAGGAGCAGGACUCCGGAGCCUACACUGAGGACCAGGGACGUGUCGUGCCCAUCAGGAUGGAGGGCACAGCCUGGCCGGGGGCAGGUGCGGUGCCGCUAUGGGACAUCCACAGCCAAGUGUUCAUGGAGACCACCCACAGGACAUACGUGUACCAGGCCAGCGAUGCGGCUGCCACAAGGCCCCCGUCCAUGCAGGUCACCAUCGAAGAUGUGCAGGCACAGAGGGGCAGCACAGCCCAGUUCCAUGCGGUUAUUGAGGGCAACCCACAGCCUAUGGUGACCUGGUACCGGGACAAUGCCCAGCUGGUGGACGGCGCCCGGCUGAGCCAGCAGCAGGACGGGGCCACCUACUCCCUGGUGCUGAGGGACGUGACCCAGCACGAUGCCGGUGUCUACACAUGCCUGGCCCGCAACGCUGGCGGCCAGGUGCUAUGUAAAGCAGAGCUGGUAGUCCAUGGGGGAGACGGCGAGCUGGAGUCAGAGAAACAAAGUUAUCGAAGGAAACUGCACUCUUUCUACGAGGUCAAGGAGGAAAUUGGAAGGGGCGUGUUCGGCUUCGUGAAGAGGGUGCAACACAAGGGAAACCAGAUGUUCUGCGCAGCCAAGUUCAUCCCCCUGCGGAGCAGGACGCGCACCCAGGCGUAUCGCGAACGGGACAUCCUGGCCACGCUGAGCCACCCUCUGGUCACUGCGCUGCUGGACCAGUUUGAGACCCGGAAGACCCUGAUCCUUGUGCUGGAGCUAUGCUCGUCAGAGGAGCUACUGGACCGUCUGUUCAAGAAGAAUGUGGUGACAGAGGCUGAGGUCAAGGUCUACGUCCAGCAGCUGGUUGAGGGGCUGCAAUACCUGCAUAGCCAAAGUGUUCUCCACCUGGACAUAAAGCCCCCCAACAUCCUGAUGGUGCACCCUGCUCGGGAAGACAUUAAAAUCUGCGACUUUGGCUUUGCCCAAAAAAUCACCCCAGGAGAGCCACAGUACAGCAAGUACGGCUCCCCAGAAUUUGUGUCCCCAGAGAUCAUCGAGCAGACGCCUGUGAGCGAAGCCUCCGACAUCUGGGCCAUGGGGGUCAUCUCCUACCUCAGCCUGACCUGCUCGUCCCCAUUCGCUGGUGAGAGUGACCGAGCCACCCUCCUGAACAUUCUGGAGGGGCGGGUGUCCUGGAGCAGCCCGGCAGCUGCCCACCUCAGUGAUGAUGCCCGGAACUUCAUCAAGGCUGCCCUGCAGAGGGCCCCUGAGGCUCGGCCCAGUGCAGCCAAGUGCCUCGCCCACCCCUGGUUCAAGAGGUCGAUGCCCGCGGAGGAGGCCCACUUCAUCAACACCAAGCAGCUCAAGUUCCUGCUGGCCCGCAGCCGCUGGCAGCGCUCCCUGAUGAGCUACAAGUCCAUCCUGGUGAUGCGCUCCAUUCCGGAGCUGCUUCAGGGCCCGCCCGACAGCCCGUCCCUCGGGGUGGCCCGGCACCUGCGCGGCGACGCCAGCGCCUCGUCCAGCAGCUCGUCCUCUUCGUCUGACAACGAGCUGGCCCCCUUCGCCCGGGCCAGGUCGCUGCCGCCAUCUCCGGUGACGCACUCGCCGCUGCUGCACCCGCGCGGCUUCCUGCGCCCGUCCGCCAGCCUGCCGGAGGAGACCGAGGCUUGCGCGUCCGCCGCGGCCGCGCCUCCGCGCACGCCGCCCAUGGGCGCCCCGGGCUGCGUGCCCCGGCACAGCGUGGUCUGCAGCCUCUUCUACGAGCAGGCGGGCGAGGGCCCGGAGCGCGGAGGUCCCGCCGCGGGCGGCCGGCGGCAUCCGGCCCGGCGGCGGCACUUGCUCCAGGGCGGCUACUUCGCCGGCGCCCUGCCCGGCCUGCGCGAGCCGCUGCUGGAGUACCGCGCGCUGGAGGAGGAAGCCGCCCGGGAAGAGCAGGCCGCCCUGGUGGCCAAAGCGCCCUCCUUCGAGACCGCCUUGCGGCUGCCGGGCUCCAGCGCCCGCGGAGCCCCCGGCCGCAGCCGCUCCCUGGAGCUCGACCAGCCACACGCCUCAAGCUCCUCCACGGAGGCCUGUGGCGGAGGGCAGUGCCCUGGCCCGGCCCUCUCGGGCCUCCAGGCGGGCUCAGGGGAGGGCUGGCCAGGAGGGGUCACCUGCGCCAGGGAGAUGGAGCAUCUGGAGGGAUCCCAGCAGGGGCCGCGACUGUUAAAGUCCCUCGGUGUCGACCUGGGGUCCACUAGGCAGGAGGGGUCCUGUCAGGACAGCUGUGGGGGGCAGCCCGCCCCUUCCAUUCAUCCCUUGGAAGGCUGUGGCCCCCAUAAGACUGUUACACCACAACCUUCUGGCUCCUUCCCUUCAAAGCAGUGCACAGGUGACUUGGCACACUUAAGCUCCUUCCUCUCUGGGGAGCCAACAGCUCUGGUCUCCCCAGCCCAAGAAAGCCCCCAGCCAGGCUCUAAGAAGGGAACAGAGCACACUCCUCUCCCUGGGAGGCCAAAUCUUCCUAGCGCCCCAGGGCUGGCCUUCCCGGUGGGCACUGAGCCCGGCCCCUUACAGGAUGCGGAGGCCCUGGCCGUGGAGCUGGAGGACACAUCAGAGGUCGAGCCCAGCCCACAGCGGCCUCAGGAGCAGGCCACCACACGGAAGUUCUCCGUGGGGGCGCGCCGUGGGGGCUAUGCAGGAGUGGCAGGCUAUGGCACCUUUGCCUUUGGCGGGGACGCGGGGGGCAUGCUGGGGCAGGGCCCCCUGUGGGCCAGGAUGGCCUGGGCCACCUCUCAGUCCUCUGAGGAGCACGACGAUGCUAGGGCCCAGAGCCCGGCCCCCCAGGCCAGCGCAGCACCCCCUCCUGAGGGCAGUGGGGCAGCUCUAAGGGCCUCCCCGGAGUUGAGCUCAUGGGAGGACUUCGGUGGAGGCUCCCAGGUGUCCCUGGUACAGAUCCGAGACCUGUCUGGGGACUCGGAAGGGGCCGACACGGUGUCCCUGGACAUCUCAGAGGUGGAGCCUGCCUACCUCAACCUGUCUGACCUCUACGACAUCAAGUAUCUGCCCUUCGAGUUCAUGAUCUUCAGGAAAGUCCCCAAGCCUGUGCAGCCAGAGCCCCCACCAUCCCCUGAGUCUGAGGCCGGGGAGGAGCUGGCGGAGUUCCCGGAGGCUGGGUGGCCUUGGCCGGGUGCACUGGGUCCACCGGCCAGCUUGCAGAUCACAGAGGAGCCAGAGGACAUGGAGACCCUGCUCAGAGAGACUGUGGGCAGUAGGAAGCGCAAGUGGUCACCCCCCUCGGGUGGCCUCUUCCACUUCCCAGGGAGGCACACGCUGCUGGAGGAACCUGUGGAGCUGAGUCUGCGCCGGAGGGUGAGGGCCUCCGUGGCCCACAUCUCCCGCCUGCUAAAGGGCAGGCCUGAAGGUCUGGAAAAAGAGAGUCCCCCCAGGAAGAAGGCAGGCCUGGCUUCCUUCCGGUUGGGCCUGAAGAAUAGGGACCGAGCGCCAUCAUUUCUAAGGGAGCUUGCAGAUGAAACAGUGGUCCUGGGCCAGUCCGUGACUCUGGCCUGCCAAGUGUCGGCCCAGCCAGCUGUACAGGCCACCUGGACCAAAGACGGGGCAACCCUGGAAAGCACCAGCCGCAUCCUCAUCUCCUCCACACUCAAGAACUUCCAGCUUCUGACCAUCCUGGUGGUAAAGGCCGAGGACCUGGGGGUGUACACGUGCAGUGUGAGCAACAUGCUGGGGACAGUGGCCACAACGGCUGUCCUCCGGAAGGCAGAGCGCCCCUCGUCUUCUCCACGCCCGGACAUUGGGGAGGUGUAUGCUGAUGGCGUGCUGCUGGUCUGGAAACCUGUGGAGUCCUACGGGCCUGUAACAUACAUUGUGCAGUGUAGCCUGGAAGGCGGCAGCUGGAGCACACUGGCUUCUGACGUCUUUGACUGCUGCCACCUCGCCACCAAGCUUUCCAGGGGUGGCGUGUACACUUUCCGGACAGCCUGUGUCAGCAAGGCGGGCAUGGGACCUUACAGCAGCCCCUCAGAGGAGGUCCUCCUGGGAGGGCCCAGCCACCUGGCCUCGGAGGAAGAGAGCCGUGUCCUGCCCCCGGCGCAGCCCCUCCCCAGCAAGCAGACCUUCGCCUUCCAGACGCAGAUUCGAAGGGGCCGCUUCAGCGUGGUGCGGCAGUGCCGGGAGAAGGCCAGCGGACGCGCGCUGGCCGCGAAGAUAGUGCCCUACCGCCCCGAGGACAGGACUGCCGUGCUGCGCGAAUACGAAGCCCUCAAGAGCCUGCGUCACCCGCACCUGGCCCAGCUACACGCCGCCUACCUCAGCCCCCGGCACCUGGUUCUAAUCUUGGAGCUGUGCUCGGGACCCGAGCUGCUGCCCUGCCUGGCGGAAAGGGCCUGCUACUCGGAAUCGGAGGUGAAGGACUACCUGUGGCAGAUGCUGAGCGCCGCCCAGUACCUGCACGCCCAGCGCAUUCUGCAUUUGGACCUCAGGUCCGAGAACAUGAUCGUCACCGAGUACAACUUACUCAAGGUCGUCGACCUGGGCAACGCCCAAAACCUCGCCCAGGAGAGGGUCCAGCCCCCCGAGAGGUUCAAAGACUACGUGGAGACCAUGGCUCCUGAGCUCCUGGAGGGUCAGAGUGCCGUCCCGCAGACAGACAUCUGGGCCAUAGGCGUGACAGCCUUCAUCAUGUUGAGCGCGGAGUACCCCGUGAGCAGUGAAGGGACACGUGACAUGCAGAAAAGCCUUCGCAAGGGGCUAGUCCGUCUGAGUCGCUGUUAUGCGGGGCUGUCCGGCGGCGCCGUGGGUUUUCUCCGGAGCGCUUUGUGCGUUCACCCGUGGGGCCGGCCUUGCGCGUCUAGCUGCUUGCAGUGCCCGUGGCUAACCGAGGAGGGCCCUGCUGGCUUCCAGCCCGCGGCCGUGACCUUCCCAACUGCGCGCCUGCGCGCCUUCGUGCGCGAGCGAGAGAAGAGGCGGGCGCUGUUGUACAAGAAACACAACCUGGCCCAGGUUCACUGAGUACGUGGUCUGGCAGAGAAGAUGUGUGUGUGGGGGGAGGGUGGGCUUCACCCCCUAGUGUUCCCUCUAGGACUUGCUGUAUACACACCGACACACCAAUAAAAAGCAGAACUGGA
Messenger RNA from Mustela erminea (ermine), 25815 nucleotides. It is a transcript of the gene OBSCN, whose product is annotated as obscurin, cytoskeletal calmodulin and titin-interacting RhoGEF. The transcript is spliced from 109 exons. The coding region runs from base 719 to 25699 and encodes 8326 amino acids. The record is from RefSeq and is a predicted model, not a curated record. Gene Ontology annotation, biological process: protein phosphorylation. Gene Ontology annotation, molecular function: protein binding; protein kinase activity; ATP binding. Lineage: Eukaryota; Metazoa; Chordata; Mammalia; Carnivora; Mustelidae.